CCGUCAUUCUGCACAGCGGCUGUGGCUUAAUGUUGUUGAUCGGUCACGACUGCAGAAAACACGCGCACCAUACAUCGUUUGCUGUUUGCCGUUUGCUGCACGCUCGCUGUCGAUAUAAUCACGCUCGUUGUCCCGUUGCACCUGCCCCGUUCUGCCCCUCCUCCUCCUCACCGCGUUGCAGCGACCACCACCCCGCCGCGAACCGAGUGACACAGCAUGGCACCCGACGCCAUUGAGACAAAUGGCCCAUUGAGCCCUGGCGCUGGCAUUCUCAAACGCUCCAACACCAACGAAGGCUGGACCCCCAACACCGUCCUCAGCACCCUCCCUGAGCAACCACAACCCCACUCGACAUCCCCGCUGCCCUUCUUCCACUUGCUCGAACGCCUCAAAACCACCAAGCGCGAAGGCUGGCGACGUUUCGAAAUCAGCCAUGGCGAGUCCAUAUCCGAUCACAUGUACCGCAUGGCCAUCAUCACCAUGCUGUGUCCUCCCACUCUGGCAAAGCGGAUAGACUUGUCAAAAUGCACACGAAUGGCUUUGAUUCACGAUAUGGCAGAGAGCUUAGUUGGAGACAUCACUCCCGUUGAUGGCGUGAGCAAAACUGAGAAGAGCAGAAGAGAGACAGAAACCAUGGACUAUUUGACCAAAACCCUGCUCGGAAAUGUGCAUGGCGGUCAGGCUGGGCAGGACAUGCGCGAAGUGUGGCAGGAAUACGAAGACAGCAAGACACUGGAAAGCAAAUUUGUGCACGAUGUGGACAAGAUGGAACUGCUACUGCAGAUGAUUGAAUAUGAAAAAGCUCAAGACGCAAAGGUGGACUUGGGCGAGUUCGCUUGGGUCGCGAAACGCAUAGAGCUUCCUGAAGUGCAGCAGUGGGCGGCAGAACUUCUCGCCGAGAGGAAGCAAUUUUGGCAGACGAAAGGAAAGGAGCCAUCUGGAGUUCAGGACAUCUCGGAGGAAAUGAAGAAGGCUCACGAUGGAUACUAUGGCAAUGGCACGUCAUGAGGCGCUCGAGGCGUUCAAACCUUUUCUGAUUGUGACAUCACGCCAUGCGAAUGAACUUCACGAACCACACGUGCGAUGCAUACAGCGAGGAAAGAUAGACGCUACUUGAUGAUAGAGACGAAGAGAUGAACGAUACCCUGGUGUGUGCUGGGUUGGUGGAAUUUCGAUUCUGAUAUUCGAAUAGAGCAGACUGGACACAUCACAACAAGAAGAUGGUGCUUGCUUUUUCGCACACUUCUAGACCAAUGCCAUUGGCAUUGCUAACCCAAUGAAGCAGCAGAAUGGAGAAACAUUCCAGUGUUAUCUGAAGCGAUCCUUGUGGCACAGAAGAUCUCCUUGCAUUGU
Messenger RNA from Cercospora beticola, 1353 nucleotides. RefSeq names its product HD domain-containing protein. Gene Ontology annotation, molecular function: 5'-deoxynucleotidase activity. Lineage: Eukaryota; Fungi; Ascomycota; Dothideomycetes; Mycosphaerellales; Mycosphaerellaceae. The record is from RefSeq and is a predicted model, not a curated record. Gene Ontology annotation, cellular component: cytoplasm.